Molecule: messenger RNA, 5171 nt
Organism: Oryctolagus cuniculus (rabbit)
Lineage: Eukaryota; Metazoa; Chordata; Mammalia; Lagomorpha; Leporidae
Gene: EFCC1
Product: EF-hand and coiled-coil domain containing 1
Molecular function (GO): calcium ion binding
Source: RefSeq, a predicted model, not a curated record
CGGGUUUCUUUCUUUCUUUUUUUAAUUUCCCCAGACUCUGGAAACUCUGUGAACACAGCGCGUGGCCCCGCUCCGACCAGACUGAGCAGCCCUGGGCCACUCAUUUCCAUCCCCAGGCCUGGAUUGUCCCCGUGCACCAGCCGCCUCCCCUCCCCCAGCUCAAACAAAGGACCGCGGGGAGACUUCUGACUUUGCCCGCUCUGAACCUCAAACAAAAACCUCCUGGAUCCAGCCGGAAUAGUUCCACGGGCGCCUGGUAACAGGCCGGGCGUGCACACGGGCCUGACGGCGCCAUUGUCAACCCCGCUGCCCCCGCCAAGCGCGGGCGGCCGAGGCAGCCGGGGGCCCCUCGCGGUGCGACCGUGAGAAGCGAUCCCGAGCCCGGCCACCGGCCCAGCGCAGUCGCUGCUCGGAGGCCCCGGGGCGGCGGAGCAGCCCCCGCACGAGGGGCCGGGGCGGGGCGCUAUCCUGUCCCCCCCCCCCCCCCAGCCUGAGCCACGCAGCCCGAGCCCCGCGCCCGCAGCACCACCCCGACUCGAUCGGCGCUGCUGGGCCCGCCUCGAAGGGCUUUCCGAGGACACGCGUGAAGCGCGAGGGCGCAGCGCACGCACCCCGGCCCCUCCCGGGCCCCGCGUCCCGAGCGCACCCGGCGUCCCAGGCUGUCGGCCCCGAAAGGAGUGCCGCGGCGGAGCGGGAGGGAAAAGGCCGAUGCGGGGCAAGCUGAGAGCGGACACCGAGGCGGGCUGAGCACGGGCAGGAGCGGAACCCGGGGGAUCCCGAAGACUCCCGAGCCCCCUCUCCCGGCACACUGCACAGAAGCUCGGUGCGAAGCCAGCGGCCCCGGCGCGGCUCCAACCGGACCGCGACUGCUAAAGCCCCUCCUUCUGGAGCCGCCCCUGGGAGUGGCAGGACGGAGGGCCCGGAGGAGGGACCCGCGGCGCGGCGCUGGAGCCGCGAGGUCCCCGCGCGCAGGCCGGCAUGGAGGGCCCGGCGGGUGACCCGUACCGGCGGCCGGCGCGGCGCACGCAGUGGCUGCUGAGCGCCCUAGCGCACCACUACGGGCUGGACCGCGGCGUGGAGAACGAGAUCGUGGUGCUGGCAACCGGCCUGGAUCAGUACCUGCAGGAGGUCUUCCACCACCUGGACUGCCGCGGCGCCGGCCGCCUGCCCCGAGCCGACUUCCGCGCGCUCUGCGCGGUGCUGGGGCUGCGCACCGAGGGGUCCCCGGCAGGCUCGGAAGCCGCCGAGGACGCGGCUGCCGGAGGCGCGGACUCUGGGGAUGUGAGCGCCGGGGAGGGGGACGCGGACGUGGAGGAGGAGGCGCGGCUGGCGCUGUGUGCCGAGCCGCCCGAGCUCACCUUCCGCCAGUUCCACGCGCGCCUCUGCGGCUACUUCGGCGCCCGGGCUGGGGCCCGGCUGCCCCGCGGCGCCCUCAGCGAGCACAUCGAGACUCAGAUCCGCCUGCGUCGCCCGCGCCGCCGCCGCCGCGCGUCCCGCGAGCCCGGCCCCGACGGCGGCCCCGACGGUGAGCGCGUGGCGCGCCUGGAGGAGGAGAACGGCAGCCUGCGCGAGCUGGUGGAGGACCUGCGCGCCGCCCUGCAGAGCAGCGACGCGCGCUGCCUGGCGCUGCAGGUCGGCCUUUGGAAGAGCCAGGCGGGCGGCCACGAAGAGGGGCUCGGAGGGCCCGAGGCUGCGGCGGAGCGGGAGCUGCGGCAGGCGCGGGGCGCCCUGGCGGCGGCCGAGGCCCGAGCGGGGAGGCUGCGCCAGGGCCAGGCCGAGGUGCGGCGACGCGCGGAGGAGGCCCGGCAGGCGGUGCUGCGCAGCCUGCGGCGCGUGCGUGAGCUGGAGGCGCUAGCUCAACAGGUGCCCGGCCUGCGGCGCUGGGUGCAGCAGCUGGAGGCGGAGCUGCAGCGCUACAGGUCAGAAGGCCCCCAGCUCCCAACACCCCCAAGAGCCAGCCCAGAGCCAGGAGACAGGAGUGACAACUUUGAAGAUGGCGGGACCAGAGACGUAGACGCUGCCCCAAGGGGAGCCUGGUCGUCGGACAGCAGCUCCGGGAGCAGAGCCCUGGACGAAGUGGGCGAGCAGCUGUUCCGCUCCGUGGAGGGCCAGGCUGCCUCCGACGAAGAAGAGGAGGAGGAGGAGGAGGAGGAGAAGUGGCGGGAGAUGCAGAGACCCCCAGCGGCCGAGGCCCUGCUGGCUCGGCCCUCCAGCUGCGGCAGUGGGUGUGAUGACCGGACGGCCAAGAAGCUCACGACCUACUGCAGCCACCUGGGCGCUGCCGACCGCACCUGCACCCCGGGGGAGCUGGAGGCCCACGUCGCCAGGCCGGGGACCCAGGGCUGCGGCGGGAAGGCCCUGGGGACACCCAGGGAGGAGGCAGAGCUGCAGCGCAGGGCGGAGGAGAGCGAGCACCUGAGGCUGGAGCUGCAGAUGGUGGAGACGGAGCGGGUGCGGCUGGCCCUGCUGGAGGAGAAGCUGGUGGACGUGCUGCAGCUGCUUCAGAGGCUCCGGGACCUGAACAUAUCAAAAAGGGCCCUGGGAAAGACACUGCUGAGUGCCCUGGAUGCCUGCAGGGACCCCGCCCAAGAGGGAAGAUCUGGCCCCUCGGCCACGCUGGACGCCCUGCACCAAGCCUUGGCCAGCUGUCAGCUCUUGCGGAGACAGUCCCCAGCCCCAGCCCCUGCAACUCCUGUGCUCCCCAAUCCUCUCCUCAUCUCCUGCUGAGGCCACUGGCCCAGCCGUACCACCAUCGGACCAGCCUCCAUGGUCAGCUGACCGCAGUCAGACUACCCCCAAGACCAGCCUGACCUCCACCAUCAGACCACCACCACGUCACCCGAACUCAGGAGGCCCCGUAUUCUUGCCACCAAUGUCCACGCCAGAAGCUGGCGGCUGCUGGCUCAGCCUACUGCCCAGAGGUGCCCGCCUUGCCGCCCAGCCUGGCUUGGAAUCUCUUCCCUCAGGUCCCAGGAUCUCCUCUCUCCAGCACUAUCCUGUCCCUUGCACCAGCGUGUCGCUGUAAGGGAGGCCUAGCCCAACCUUGGGGACACAUCUGACCCCCAGGAAAAAACGGUGGAAUUCCAAGGAGGGAGUGAUCACGGUGGGCUGCCUGGUGGAAGCUGGCCUUGAGCUAGCUCCAGAAGACAACUAGGGCCAAGAGAGGGGAAGGAAGAGAUUUAAUCUAAGGAGCAGCAAGAGCUGCUAAUACAGUGCCCAGGGCCCCUCUUUCCUGAACACACCUCUCAUCUAAAAUCGCACAGGACAGGAAGCUAUGUGUGACACCAGUGCUAAACUGAGGCAAGAUAAGACAAGCCCCAUCAAGAGGGGUUUGUCUGAGCCAGGAGUGUGAGUGCACUACACGGGUACAGCUGGGAAAGGAGGACACCCAGUCCACGAGGUCUGUGCCAUGAGGAAGGGGCAGGGGCAGGCCAUGGGGGCUUCCGUGGCAAGUGAGGAUCCACCCCAGAGUUGAUCUCACAGGCAACAGGGGGCCCCUGAAGGCUUGCAGCAGGGACUAGAGACGGGGGCAGGGGGAAGGGAAGAGGCAGCCACAGAAGUGUGGGUGCAAAGGACCAAGGUGUAGCCUAGUCAACUGCAGAAAAUCAAAGAUAAAACAUCCCGAAAGACACCAGAGGGGACAAUAACCCCUUAAAGGGGAAGGAACCACAUCAGAAUCGCAUCCAACUCACCCACAAGAAACUGUGCAAACACCAAGAGAGAAACAGACAAAGCCACACCAACCUACAAUUCUAUAUCCUAGGAAAUUACCCUUCAAACUUGAAGAGGAAAUAAAGACUUUCUCAGAUAAACAGAUAAGUAGGAAACUGCUUGCAUGAAAUUCAAAACAAGUCCUUCAGAGAGCAGGAAAAUUACAUGAGGUCAAAAACUCAGACCCUCAUAAAGAAAGGGAGAUCGUUAAAAAAGGAACAAGUGAAGGUAAAAUAAACUUUUAGUUUCCUUAUUCUUACUGGAUCCAACAGCCAGUAGCUUGUUCAAAACACGAACAGCGGCAGCACGCGUGCUGAUCAUGGUUUCCGUGUAGGGGAGAGGAGCCCCAGCAGUGCCAUGAGGGCCGAGAGGGAGUUCAGACUGAUAUGUGAUUAAAGGUACUCAAACCAGCCGUGAAGCAGUACAGGGCUAUUUGAAAGUGGGUUAGUUGUAAAAGCAUAUUGCAAACGUGAGGGCAACCACUAAAAAAAAAAGUUUUAAAAAUAAAUAAUUGAUAACACUAAGAAAGGGGAGAAAAUGGAAUUAUUUAAAAUGCUUGGUUAAAGCCACAAAAGGCACAAGAAGAGAGAAAGACAAAAACAGGACCAGACAAUAAAGGCAACGAACAGCAAACAGCAAUAAACAUGGCAGAUGUUAACCGAGAUCAAGAGUCCCUUCGAACGUCAAUGUUUUAGAUACACGGAAGACAAGACAAAGAUCGUCAGAGUGCAUCAAAUGGGUGAGCUCAGCUGUCCGACUGUAGGCCAACUGUAGCAGCAGCCACGCGACCUGCAGACCGAGCAGGCUGCAGGAUGAGGGCAAUGAGCAGGGUUGACAAGGGGUCACUUUCCUAAGGCGACACGACAGUGUGCACCGACAACAGCGUGGCACAGAAAGCGAGGCAGAAACUGACAGCGCUGCAGGGAGAACAGGUGCACCUGGAGACUGCAGCUCCCUCGGGAAGGAGAGUGAAACUCCAAGACGCCAUCUGCCAACUGGUGGACCCCAUCGCCUGUCUCACGCGACUGCCGCAUGACCACCGACACAGACCAAAGUCCUCACUACAAAACCACCAACCAAGUAUAAAAGAAUGGGAAUUGGGACUGCUGCCUGCAGUACCGGCAUCCCAUAUGGGCGCUGGUUCAAGUCCUAGCUGCUCCAUUUGUAAUCCAGCUCUCUGCUGUGACCUAGGAGGACAGCAGAAGAUGGUCCAAGUCCUUGGGCCCCUGCACCCGCAUGGGAGACUAGGAGGAAGCUCCUGGCUCCUGGCUUUGGAUCAGCACAGCUCUGGCCACUGCGGCCAUUUGGGGAGUGAACCAGCAGAUGGAAGACCUCUCUCUCUCUCUCUCUCUCUCUCUCUCUCUCUGCCUCUGCUUCUCUGUAACUCUGCCUUUCAAAUAAAUAAAUCUUAAGGAAAAAAAAAAAAAAGAAUGGAUGUUAUAAGGUGUUCCUGAUGGCAA